UUUGUCCGAGCCGCGUCCGGAUGCGAUACGAGACGCGUUACUGGUUACGAGACCGCUCGUUAUGCACGCGUUGUUGGUGGGAAUUGCUCCUCACCGGAUCCCGUAAACGACGUUAUAUACAAACGGCUCGAACCACGAAACCUCGUCGCUGGCAAUUCGCCGGCAACUCCCGGGGAACCGGCGCAAACAUUUGCGCUGGGGGUUGUUUAACGGUCCCCGCGACACACAACGAAAACGAUGCCACCAAACCAAUCCAGUCUUCGCUGCCUUCGGAGUUCGACGUCGCUUAAUCGGACGCCGGGGAAUCCCGUACGUGUCACGUUGCGAUAGUACUCUAGAAAAUGAUCAGAUCGAUUGUUCUUGCUCUCCUUCUGUUCUGCCAAUCGAUCAACAUCGGGAGAUGCCUGCGGGAGAAUGGUACUCACGUCGAAAUCUCAGAGGCAGCACAGCGGCACAGGCUGAGAAGGAGCCUCACGUUUCCCGAUCCGUCUAUGCUUUUGCUGAUUUUCGGUCUAGGCACUCCGUUGCAGUUGGACCGCGAGAGCGUAAUCGUGGGAGUGUUUGCGAAAAUGCAAUACUACUUGCCCAACAACGCUACGGAUUUCACGGAGCCGGGGGUGUAUUACAUGAGAGCCAGCAGAAGCAGGUGGAGCUUGUACAAAAUGUUUGAAAAGGUUGCGGCCAUGUAUGGCUUAGGUGGCAAAGAGUGUUUACUCAGGGCCAUCUGCGAAGUCGCUUACGUCCCGUUCGACGUUCAUCAUGGAUUGCUGGGACAAUUGGUACACACCUUUCUUAGGCCCUCCAGCACGCGGGAAGAGUACGACGAGUACGAGGAUCGGGAAUAUCGGGCGGCUGAACGGUUGGGCGAGCAGGCGGAGGGCGCAGGCUGCCACGCCCUUUAUCCGGAAUGCCGCAGAAGUGUUCUCGACGUGUUUUCCACGUUGUCCACGUGAGGUAACCGUACGGAAAUCCCGUGAGCGGCGCAAUUGCGACGGAAGGUACGGACGAAAGGAGUGGAUCGCUGAAAUAUAUCGGAUCGCCGAACGAUAUCGUUAAGACGCUAAGAUCGAAAGUUUAAAGGCUCAAAGCAUUUUCUUGGCAACGUGAUUUUUUCAAAGAAAUGCAUAAUGCAUCACGGAGCGUUUUUCCUGGAAUUUUCCUACCUACGAUCGAGAUCAUCUGGAAUGUCCCUUUCACAAAUACACGACAUUGGCAGCUGCGAAACGUGCCGCUCGAAUACAUAGCUCGCGCUGCUCGGUUCGCCCUAACACGGAAAGUGCAUGGCACUGUACAUUUGUCAAUUACAAAAUUGAAUUCCGACGAUAUCGCUCCUCGCGCACGAAAACGAGAUUCCUUACGAAAUAAUCCAUCUCCGCUUUCGAUGUUUCGUCGCUUCGCUGAUGCGAGGAGGUCGCGAAAGCGUUUCGUACGCUACCCCCGCGUUCUUCCCCCAUUGGCAUUCCACUCCUUCCUGAUUCGGAGUUUCAUCUUCCUAAAAGUGCGCGUAAGAAACACAGAGUUUCAGCGUGUGGAAUGUCGGCAUUCGAUAUUAAAGAAUCUUCGGCAUUCACGAAGGAUGGGCUUUACUCUUCUCCCCUCCCCCUUUUCUUUUCCCCCGCAAAGUUAUCGCGGUUUUUCCGUUACUUUGGCGCAUUUCCGUAUAAUCAACCAAAAGAAAAAAAGCUCGUCGAAAGUUUUUAUGGGGCGGCUAGCGCGAUUCCUUUAUGUUCCUUCGGAGCUGCUUAGUAAGAUUAUUUACAUUGCCCAACGUUUUUUUUUUAUUCUUAAUUGCACGGGAACUGAAUCCUCGAAUGGAAGAACGGUGGAAGGAAGAAUGGCGAUUAUCGGGAAUUUUUCGAAUGCACACUCUUAACACAGAGAAAAUAUUGAAGCGUUUGCGAAAGCGCGCAUCUGCCUUUUUUGUAUCACAUAAACCAAUUUAGGCGAUGGGUUUGUUACGCGCUCUUAUAUAUUAUAUAUUAUACAUUAUAUUUGCACGCGCACCGAUACAUAUAUAAUUCCCAUAAUAAUGCGUAUUGUAACCACAUUCGCAUCUAUAUGCGGUGUAUGCGGUUGCCGGUUAAUUAUUAGAUAAUAGACGUACCGUAGUUAAUUAUGAAUAGAUAUUAGUUUGGCCAGAGCAAGCAAAUUUAGCUCUUUCCGUACAAUGCACAUGUACGAAUGUACUCUGACUUUCGAAUUGCAGAGAUAUUUAAGGGAUGCCCUAAUUUGUUGAUGCUUGCAAAUUAAUUUGAAGGAAAGAUGCAAAUUUAAAAACUCCAUUAUUCAUGAGAAACUUUCGAAGCUUUUUAAAUCUUGAAUGCGCAAUUUAGUGUUAGAACAUAAUGGUUGCUUUUUUAAACAUAUCAUUAGAAUUAAUAUAAUAAUUUAAGAUUCUUAGCACCUUACCAUAUGUGUCCGACAUAAAACGUAUUUCUUGAGCUAUUCCUUACGCAUCUCACGUUGCGGAAAGGAGAAAUAAAGAAAUUUUCUUCGCUCGCUAUUUACACUUCCAGAAAUAUUCUUCUGAUUGUUCUGAAAAACAGUUUUAAUCACAAUGGAUUUUGCAGCGCACGCGACCUCCUAUUUACAUUCCAGGCGACUUCGUCGCAAUAAACCUCGAGACUUUCUUUACGUUAACGUCCUGCCGAGUAGUACGGGAUAUUGCAAUCAAGGAACCCGAGUCCCCAGAUUUGCGCAGCACACUGGAAAACCCACUUUAACAUUUUACAGCGCGAAACGAUUUCUUUCCCGUAACGCUUUAUUAUGUCGCUCCGCGCGACCGCGCGACCGCGCGACCGCUCGCCUCGCCACAUUGUGUGGGAAAAGCUCAUUUUCUUCAAGUUUCGUAAACACGUGUUUUUACGCACCGUUUUGCGCAGAAACGCUCAACGAGUGCGUUUUUCUCGUGUACAGACGGCGAAUUUGUUUCGCGGCUUGCAUAAUAGCCGCUCACUUCUGCGUCUGCGUUGUUCCGUGGUAUUCUCGAGUUCGCGCGGUGACCGCAGAUGCCGGAAAAGCUAAAUUUGAUGAGAAAAGUUUGUUUUCUUAGGGGGCGGAGGAUGCGCGGAAUUUUCGACGCUACGGAAUGUCGCCGAAGCUCAUUCGUUUGAUGAUAUACACGUGUGUAGGUAUUUUAAUAUCAAUUGAACUUGGGGUCUUUUGAUUAAUGUCAAAAGGGAUACUAGAUACAUGGUUAGCAUUAAUUAUAAUGAGUUUGUAAUUAGAAUUGUCACAAUUAAAUAUAUUUUAAACUAUAAGUUAUAAACAAUGACCCAUAAUUAAUAUUGAUAAUUGUUAUCAAUAUUAUAAUUCAUUGUCUAUUAGUAAUAAUGUAUUUACGCAAUGUAUUUGAUACAAUUGAUCGUCGAUUAAUUAUGAAUUAUAAAUAGAUAACGAACUGAU
Molecule: messenger RNA, 3405 nt
Organism: Solenopsis invicta (red fire ant)
Lineage: Eukaryota; Metazoa; Arthropoda; Insecta; Hymenoptera; Formicidae
Exons: 3
Coding region: 342-953 (203 amino acids)
Source: RefSeq, a predicted model, not a curated record